AUGUCUCUUUACGUUGAAAACACCACAGCCCUGUCCAAGUACUUGGACUUGGACCAAAGAGGAAAAGUCCUGGCCGAGUACAUCUGGAUCGAUGCCUUUGGUGACAUCAGAUCCAAGUGUAAGACUUUGGACGCAAAGCCAGCCAGCGUUGAAGAUCUGCCAGAGUGGAACUUUGACGGUUCCUCCACGGAACAGGCGCCAGGCAACAACUCCGACGUGCUGCUUAGACCAGUCGCCUUCUACCCAGACCCUUUCAGAAGAGGUGACAACAUUGUCGUUCUAACCGAGUGCUGGAACAACGACGGAACCCCAAACAAGUACAACCACAGAACCGCGGCGGCUAAGAUCAUGGCCAGCUACACGGACGAGGAGAUCUGGUUUGGUUUGGAACAGGAAUACACCAUGUUUGACCACGACGGAAACGUCUAUGCCUGGCCAAAGGGUGGUUACCCAGCCCCACAAGGUCCAUACUACUGUGGUGUUGGUACUGGCAAGGUUUACGCUAGGGCUGUUGUGGAGGCUCAUUACAAGGCCUGUCUCUAUGCCGGUAUCACCAUCAGCGGUAUCAACGCCGAGGUGAUGCCUUCGCAAUGGGAGUUCCAGGUCGGACCAUGCACCGGAAUCAAGAUGGGUGACGAGUUGUGGGUGGCUCGUUACUUCUUGCACCGUGUGGCCGAGGACUUUGGCGUCAAGAUCUCGCUGCAUCCUAAGCCAUUGAAGGGUGACUGGAACGGUGCUGGUUGUCACACCAACGUGUCCACCAAGGCCAUGAGAGUUCCAGGUGGUAUGAAGGUGAUUGACGCUGCUCUCGAGAAGUUGUCAAAGAGACACGCAGAGCACAUCUCACUCUACGGUAAGGACAACGAUCAGAGAUUAACCGGAAGACACGAGACCGCGUCGAUGACCGCCUUCUCUUCUGGAGUUGCCAACCGUGGUGCCUCCGUCAGAAUCCCAAGAUCUGUUGCCUUGGAAGGUUACGGAUACUUCGAGGACAGAAGACCGGCUUCCAACAUCGACCCUUACCUCGUUACCGGUAUCGUUGUCGAGACCAUCUGCGGUGCAGUGGAAGGUGUCGACAUGGUCAAGGAGUUUGCUAGAGAAUCCGAAUAA
Messenger RNA from Kuraishia capsulata CBS 1993, 1110 nucleotides. RefSeq lists its product as uncharacterized. Gene Ontology annotation, molecular function: glutamine synthetase activity. NCBI's taxonomy places the organism in Eukaryota, Fungi, Ascomycota, Pichiomycetes, Pichiales, Pichiaceae. Gene Ontology annotation, cellular component: cytoplasm. The transcript has a single exon. Bases 1 to 1110 code for a protein of 369 amino acids. The record is from RefSeq and is a predicted model, not a curated record.